Neurospora crassa OR74A is the source of this 2258-nucleotide messenger RNA. RefSeq lists its product as hypothetical. The transcript has 2 exons. The record is from RefSeq and is a predicted model, not a curated record. NCBI's taxonomy places the organism in Eukaryota, Fungi, Ascomycota, Sordariomycetes, Sordariales, Sordariaceae. The coding region runs from base 694 to 1656 and encodes 320 amino acids.
GAUUUUAACGACGUGCGCUAGGAAACAUCUGACGAAACGACCGCCAAGCCAGUCCUCCACCAAUAUCCUGGCCUCCUCCAUCCGGGCUUUGGGACUCCUGGCCGCUGUCUCUAGUGUAGAGAGAAGAGCUGAUGUUGACCCCAAAGGUGAACCAUUGAUGAAGCUGCAUCGCUUGGCCUCCAUCCUCCUCCGUCGAGGUACAUGUACUUUACAUGUACAUAUAUGCCCAUCACCUCCCCCUCCCCCCUUCGCUCACGUCCUCUCCCUCAACGUCUUCCACAUUGGACAAGCUUGUCAUCCUUAUUAUCAUUAUUUACAGAAUUCAACGCCUUCGUGUACGACCUGAGACCUCGUGUCGGGGACCUUGGCCUCAGCUUCUUUCAGUCAUUGAGUGUAUAAUAGCACACACGCAACACCGCUUCCCGCCGCCUUCUCCCGUGAGACGACGCAUCUGAUCCGCAACCCGUCGCGUGAUUCAAGUCACUGUCCGUCGAGUCCCUUCUUCGGGCGAAUAUGAGCAGCCCUUGGAACUGCUUCCCUCAGUUGUGCCCUCCUGGAAGCACUGGACUCCGGCGACCCUGAGUGAGCUCUGGAUAUUCAUCAUCAAACAUAACAAAAAACAAAAAUAAAAUAAGCACCACACGAAAAAGAAAAGGGAAAGAAGGGAAAGUAGGAAACAGACUUCUGCGACACAUGACGACAAUCGUUCAACCAAGCAAAAUGCCAUCCCUAACGAGCCCAGUGGAAGACCGUGUUAUUCACGACGAGCACGACUGCAUGACGGACGAUGACUCUGAUUUCGACUUUGACGAGGAAUACUUUGCCCGUACCUAUCAACCCCUGUCGAACCUCCCCACACCGCCCCCUUCGUCCCGCAAUUCGUCAGUCCCCCAGAGCCCCCAAUCACUCGUGGAAAAUGGAGGACUUCUCGACUCGGAACUGCUAGGCCCUGCAAUUCACUUGGUCAACCUCAUCCCACCUGCUGCAUCCUUGGCAUUGCCUUCUGUGUCCCUUGUCCACGAGUUGCUCACGCGCACAGGCUUGAAGCUGGACGAGAUCGCUCUCGCCGUCUGUGUCCUAGACUCAAUCAGCUCCAAGUUCGCGCUGAACUGGCGCUUGCGCUGUCCACCCUCUCGCCGCGAAGGUUCCACCACCAGCAACGAGCAACAGCAACAGUCAAAGCGAUACACCCUUCCGGCAGCCGCCAGUCAAGUCCACAUCGACUGCGUCAAGCCCGAAGUCAUUGUUCUGGGUGCGCUUAUCAUCGCCGUCAAGUUUCUGGAGGAUUCCCACGCGCCAACCCAAUACUACCGCUCCGCAUGGGGUAACAACCUGUGGACGUGCGAGCAGAUCAACAUCACGGAACGCUGCAUCAUGGAGGACCUGAACUACAGGAUCCUUCCCCUGUGGGAUGAGCGCUUGAUCGGGGAUGCAUUGAAAGAUAUGGAGCGCGCCGGAAGGCAGGCUCUGCUUCCUCUUCCCGCUGCGGCGGCGGCGGCGCAAUCCCAAUAUCAAUUCCAAUCUUUGAAAGAACAGCACAAGCGAUGUGUAAGCUCUGGCGCGGCUGUCUAUAGGCCGGGGUUGCAAUUGACACCGGCAGGAACGCCGCUGUCUGAAUAUAACUCACCACCGCCAUUCAGCAUGGACAUGCAAUGAUUCGGCAACCACUGUCACCUCGGAGCCGAAAGGCACGAGGCGCGGGUUGAUGGCGUUUGCUCAAGCACUGGGCCUCGUGGACUUUCUUGUUAUCGUUUUCUUUUACCGGCAUUAUACCCUCACGGUUUUUCACGGACUUUCGGUCAGGACCAUUCUUCGGCGUUUACGUGUGGGUGGUCAUAGGUCGAUGCCUAGAGCGUCAAAGCAAACCAUGCGACAGAGUCAUGGAUUUACGAACUCGAAACACAACAAAAAGGGGAGGGGAGAUGAUCGAUUUCAUUAGGCGUUUCGGGGCGAAAGCGGACUAUUUGUUGUUUGAUUCUGGGUCGGUCGGUUGACAUGUUGGGAUCGAUGAGUCUUUUGUUUUGCUGCCUCGCAAAGAAUGGCGUUGGGUAGGGAGGGUUAGCUAUGGAGUUUGAUCAUCCAUCAUCAAAAAGAAGGAGGGAGAGCAAAGCGUUAUCCUUACGCAGUAUGUAGUACAUAUCCAUACCAGACAGGCUUCCUGUUGUAGUAAUAGUAUAAUCGUGACUACCUCUACCCAAAGUCCAAAACGCCGAGCCCAGCCAAAGGCAGUUUGCCUUCCAAGCCAUUGUCGAUUCCAC